AUGGCACCAUCUAUCACAAUGAUCCUGGUUCUGUUUCUGUGUCAGAUGCUGGCAGCGACUAAAACUCUCAAUGAGUCCCUUGUAUCCGAGGUCAUGGAUGUAGACCUGGAUCAGCACCGGCACCUGCCCCGUGGCGCUGACAAAGGGGAGCAACAGUCCAACUUCAGCCAAUCCUUCGACAACGACUCUGUGACACCGCCACAAGUCAUAAGAUUUUCCAACAUGACAGAUCCCGAGGGCAUUCCUCGCGACCAUAACCCUGGACUCUUCAACCCUUUCUAUCCACUCCGGCGCAGUUCCUACACUGCCUAUGUCACUGUGCUGGCAGCUGGCCUGCUGCUGGUGGUAGGUGUGGUGGGCAACAUGGUGAUCAUGUGUAUUGUGUGGAACAACUUCUAUAUGAGGUCUGCCUGGAACUACCUGCUGGCCAGUGUAGCAUUUUGGGACUUCCUGGUGCUAAUAUUCUGCCUGCCUGUGGAACUGGUCAACUGGUUGUCACACCGCCGCAUCCUCCCCGAGGUCACCUGCCGAUUGGUACCCUACAUGGAGGUGGUGUCUCUGGGCGUCACUUCUUUCACGCUGUGUGCUCUGGGUAUCGACCGUUUCCAUGCUGCCACCAGCACAUUCCAACAAAAAACACGCCAGGUGGAGCGUUGUCGCUCAGUACUGGUCAAACUGGUUGUAGUAUGGGUCGCGGCGAUGCUUCUGGCCAGCCCUGAGCUGUUCUUGUGGCAUGUUGCAAGAACUGCAUCAGCUGCCACUGCCGACUCCUGCUCAAUAAGUCCUUCCUCACCACCGUCCCUUCUCCUGCCGGAUUCCCUGCAUUCCAUCCUGCACAGGUACCACCAGGCUCGCAUGUGGUGGACUUUCGGCUGUUACUUCUGCCUGCCCGUACUCUUUACUGUCCUCUGCCAGAUGGCGACCCGCAAUGUCCACAGCGACUCCAGCGCCACCCAUAAGCAGCAUACCCAUGAUGACCCUACCUCCAAUUACAAGCGACAUCACCAGGCGCUGGAGCGACAGCUCAACUGCACUCUGUUGGCAUUAGCGGUGGUAUACACCAUAUGCAUGCUGCCUGAACACAUAGGCAACAUCACGCUGGCCUUCACCCACGUCACCAUGUCUGAGAACACUGUGGCCACGGUGACGCUUUUGCAUCACUUAUUAUUCCUCAAGUCCUCUAUCACACCUGUGGUGCUGUUAUGUUUAUGUAAGGCGCUGGGUCAGGUUUUCAUGGACUGCUGCUGCUGCUGCUGCCGAGAGUGUCAGCAGAACUCGGUUGAAGGUUCUCCAGGCUCUUCUCACAUCCCGCUGAAGGUAGCAAAAGAGGCGCCCAUCUUUUUCAACAAAGCGAAAGACACGUCGGCCACCCUGUCGAUCUCCAGUUAGAUGAUACUUCAUUGAUUGGUUUCAUCUCAUUAUGCAUCCAGCUUUUUCACUUUUCUCUUCAGUUGCUCCACUUCCGUUUGCAUUGGAAGUGUCAUCUGAAGUCGUCAUAGAGAUUUUGGGAAAUUUUGGAAAAAAUUUGAAUGAUGUUGCUGUAGCAGUUUUAAAUCGUUUAUAUUCAGUGAAAAAUAAAACAAAGUUGAAGUAGCUAAACCUAAAUUAACACGAAUAUACCAUUGUACUCACAUGACUUUUGUUUAUUGUUUUUCCAUCUGAUAAAUGUUUAUUGAAAACCUUUAAAGAAAUUUACAGCACUUAUUUCAGUAUCAGCAUAGAUUUUUUUACAUUUGAUUAAUGGCUCACUGACCCAUUGUCACCAUGGUAACCGUCACAAGGUAGCUAAAGUUUGUAGAUUUCU
Messenger RNA from Syngnathoides biaculeatus (alligator pipefish), 1804 nucleotides. Its product is annotated as G-protein coupled receptor 37-like 1. Gene Ontology annotation, cellular component: signaling receptor complex; plasma membrane. The transcript has 4 exons. Gene Ontology annotation, molecular function: G protein-coupled peptide receptor activity. The coding region runs from base 1 to 1389 and encodes 462 amino acids. Gene Ontology annotation, biological process: positive regulation of MAPK cascade; adenylate cyclase-inhibiting G protein-coupled receptor signaling pathway. The record is from RefSeq and is a predicted model, not a curated record. NCBI's taxonomy places the organism in Eukaryota, Metazoa, Chordata, Actinopteri, Syngnathiformes, Syngnathidae.